Messenger RNA from Balaenoptera acutorostrata (minke whale), 2138 nucleotides. RefSeq names its product EEF1A lysine methyltransferase 3 (gene EEF1AKMT3). The coding region runs from base 1 to 681 and encodes 226 amino acids. Gene Ontology annotation, biological process: peptidyl-lysine methylation. Gene Ontology annotation, molecular function: protein-lysine N-methyltransferase activity. Lineage: Eukaryota; Metazoa; Chordata; Mammalia; Artiodactyla; Balaenopteridae. The record is from RefSeq and is a predicted model, not a curated record. Gene Ontology annotation, cellular component: cytosol; cytoplasm. The transcript is spliced from 3 exons.
AUGGCGGACCCCCGCCCAGAUCCUGAAUCAGAGCCUGAAUCCGUGUUCCCACGGGAGGUCGGACUCUUCGCCGACUCUUACUCGGAGAAGAGCCGGUUCUACUUCUGUGGGCACGUGCUGAGCAUCACGGAGAACUUCGGGUCCCGCCUCGGGGUGGCAGCGCACGUGUGGGACGCGGCUCUAAGCCUGUGCAACUAUUUCGAGAGUCAGAAUGUGGAUUUCCGAGGCAAGAAAGUGAUCGAACUGGGCGCUGGGACGGGCAUCGUGGGUAUCUUGGCAGCGCUGCAGGGGGGUGAUGUUACCAUCACUGACCUGCCCCUGGUCCUAGAACAGAUCCAGGGCAACGUCCAGGCCAAUGUGCCGGCUGGAGGCCGGGCCCAGGUCCGCGCCUUGUCCUGGGGGAUUGACCAGCAUGUCUUCCCUGGAGACUAUGACCUGGUGCUGGGGGCUGAUAUCGUGUAUCUGGAGCCCACCUUCCCACUGCUGCUGGGGACCCUCCAACACCUGUGCGGGCCCCAUGGUACCGUCUAUCUGGCUUCCAAGAUGAGAGAGGAGCACGGGACAGAGAGCUUCUUUCAGCACCUCCUGCCCCAGCAUUUCCAACUGGAGCUGGCCCAGCGGGAUGAGAAUGAGAAUGUUAACAUCUAUAGGGCCAGGCACAGGGGACCAAGACCUGCUUGAUGUCACCCAUCUGCUCCUCUGAACACCUUGUUCUAAUGAAGGAACUGCCAUAUGUCCAGAGCUAUAAACAUAAGGACCAAAAACGAUGGAUUUCCCUUGCUGCUGUCUUUCCUCCUUCGCUUUUUGUUUCCUGAGAUACUCUUGGGCAGGUGCAGGGAGGUGCUACGUGCUAGGCAUACUAGAGCCCUAGCUGUACUGGGCUAGAGUGCAAAGGAAAUUCCCAGUUCCUGUUCUCAGCAGAGGAAGAUGGGAGGGUAUCCAGGAUUUUAGGGGAAGGGGAGGUAAGUGGGAUGUGUGAACAGUGGCUGCAGAGAGACAGUCAUGAUCCUGUCUAGUCCUGCUGUUGUCUUUUUAUACAGAAUGGAUGAUUUUUUUCCCAGAUUCUACUGGAAUUUUUUUAAAAAGGAAAAUAAAUAAGCAUUGAAGAUCUCUUCUGCAUCCAGAGAACUCGGGCUUUUACUGGGGGGCUGGGAAGCAAGAAACCUCUGACCACCCACUUCUUGCUUCUAGAGAUAGUCUGGUGGAACCAUGGCUCUAACUGGGUCAAGUCCUCCCAGCCCUGAAGUUGGGGAUAGGCAGCAGAGCUGUCCUUUGGACCUUAGCUCCUUCACUCUUUUUGGAGUUGCAGCCCUGAUCACUAAGUACCAGGUUCUCUUUGAUUUUUCUUUAGGUUUCCAGUCCCUGUCAGUCCUUCCUUCCUAAUGUGUUUUGCCUUCACCUCUUUUCUCCUCCCACUGUGGGGCCUCUGAUGGGGGCUCUCCUGACUUACUCCUUGGGCCACACAUCACCUCCUGGGGCCUCCUGGCCUCCAUUCACUCCCCUUCAAACCAUUUUGUAAACUCUGGUGAUCUUCCAAAAUCAGCUCUGAUUAGCUUCUGCUGCUGCCCAACAGAAGCAAGAAUAAGCUCUUCUGCUUGGUACUCAGUGUGUCCCGUGUGAUCCCAAAUUAUCCUUCUACUUCAUUUCCUACUGGCUUCCUACAUGUAUUGCAACCUCUGGCCAAAUUACAAAAGGUCUACUCUUUGUUCCCUGAAUCCACACCAAGAUUCCCUGCCUUCUUCCUUCAUUCUUUUUGAUGAUUCCCUGCCUGGAAGGGCUAUUUCUACCUCUCAAAAUCUUCAUUACCCUUAGCUUCUCUCCUGAAAAAAGCUUUUCCUGAGCCUCCUGUUUGAAUAUGAUUUCUUUCUCCCUUGAGACGCUUUAACUAACUGUUCGUCUUGUGAGGCUUACCUUGUCUUGUGUGAUCAUUUGUCUGCUCCCUGUUUUCUCACCAUUAGAUUACCUUGGAGGGCAGGGCUAUGGUUCCUGGCACACAGUUUGUGUUCAUCAAAUAUUUUUGUUCAUUCAGCAAAUACUUACUCCUCCUCCCUAUGUGACCUUGGCCAAACUUCUGAACCCACCCAACUACCUCACAAGUUUGUCAUGAGUCAUAAAUGGAUAAUGAAUAUGAAAGUACA